AUGCCACUGACGCAGGUCAAGAUGCGCAUCUUCACCCGCCUGCUAUGCGUUCUUGCCCACGCCGCAACUCUGAAUGCCAACGUUGAGAAGACCGUCUUUCUCGGCCCUAGUCCUGUAACACCCUCCAAUGUCGACGACAAUUCCACACCCCUCAGCUUGGACAACCUCCACAUAGACGUGCUUGACCCAGCCCACCGCCAUAUCCUUCCCACGCGCCUGCCUGUUCAGUUCCCCGUAGAAGCCGCUCCCCACGGCCUCGACUCUUGGUAUUUGUUGCACGGCUUGGAGCACAACCGCCGCUACGAGGUACGCAUCUGCUGGCCAGCGACACAACCCACCGAUUUCUGGUUGGAUACUUUCACCAUCGGAGCCUUAUACGCCAGCCCCGACCUUGUCCAUUCACUCGUAGACUACAACAUCGUCCAUUCCAAGGAACUCGAUCUUCGCGCGCAUUCACGCGCCGACUCCCUAUUAUUUCUUCGGAUCCAGGCAGCAGCCUCUUACUUCACCACAAACCAAACUUUGAUGCAACAAUCUGAGCCGGUAGACGUCGACAUUAUUCUCGAUCCCUUCAUACUCAACAUUCUGCCCCGCUCUCUGGGGCCUACUGCUGUAUACAUCAUCCUGGUUGGUGUAUUCGCAUGGGUUGCAUCUGGCUUCAUCUACCGCUGGCUACUUCCGAUUGCCCACCAGGUACCUGACAAAGAAGAAUAG
Messenger RNA from Periconia digitata, 714 nucleotides. Lineage: Eukaryota; Fungi; Ascomycota; Dothideomycetes; Pleosporales; Periconiaceae. The record is from the annotation of a GenBank genome assembly.